Mesorhabditis belari is the source of this 333-nucleotide messenger RNA. Lineage: Eukaryota; Metazoa; Nematoda; Chromadorea; Rhabditida; Rhabditidae. The record is from the annotation of a GenBank genome assembly.
AUGAUUAUGAGAACUUGUAGACUCUGGCAACCUAUUUUGAAAAGGAGAUCUUGUUUCAGUGGAUUAAGAAUGAUGAUCUCCGCCUUGGAGAGGCUGAUAGAUUUGCAAGAAGGGCAAUACGGAAAGAUAAUGGCCAAAACCAAGGGACACAAACCCACCGAUGGAUACCAACCGUCGCCUAUCGUUGAACUUCUCAAAUACGAAUUCGGCAAAUUAAAAGAAUCAUUGCGUAAGGACUGCAAGGAGGAUUUCCCGAGUGCUGAUCAACCUGACACCAGCCAGGCUCAACCUGACACCAGCAAGGCUCAACCUGACACCAGCAAGGCUCAACCC